AAGAGGCGGGGGGCCGCGGCGGAGGUGGUGAGUGUUCCUGGGCGCCUUUCCCGCUGUGUCCCUUUCAGACUCGCGUCCGGGGUGGCUCUCCGGUGCGUUCUCCGGUCUCCAGAGUUGAGGGCGGGCCUGGCCCGAGAGGUGAAGAGGAAGAAAACUGAAGUCAAAGACCAUGGGAGAUGCCACAAAACCUUACUUUGUGAGGCGUCCUAAAGAGCGAGGGACUACAGAUGAUGAGGAUUUCAGAAGGGGUCACCCCCAACAAGAUUAUUUAAUAAUGGAUGAUUAUGCUAAAGGCCAUAGCAGUAAAAUGGAAAAAGGCCUUCCCAAAAAAAAAGUAACACCAGGGAACUAUGGGAAUACCCCCAGAAAAGGACCGUAUGCUGUUUCUAGCAAUCCAUAUGCAUUUAAGAACCCAAUUUACAGUCAACCCACUAGGCUCAAUGACAACCACAAAGAUCAGAGUAAGAGAUGGCUCUCUGAUGAACUUGCCAGUAAUUCAGACUGUUGGAGAGAAUACAAACCUGGACCUAGAAUCCCUGUUAUAAACAGACCAAGAAGAGACUCUUUUCAGGAAAGUGAAGAUGGAUAUAGGUGGCAAGAUGGAAGAGGCUGCAGAACUGUAAGACGACUAUUUCAUAAAGAGCUGGCAAACCUGGACACCAUGUCAGAAAUGGAAGCGGGAAGCCCUGAAAACAAGAAGCCGAGGUCCAGACCUCGGAAGCCACGGAGAACUAGAAAUGACGAAAAUGAACAGGAUGGAGACUUGGAAGGCCCUGUGAUCGAUGAGUCUAUGCUUUCAACGAAGGAGCUGCUGGGCUUACAGCAGGCUGAGGAGCGGCUGAAAAGAGACUGCAUCGACAGGCUGAAAAGGCGACCAAGAAACUACCCUUCAGCAAAGUACACCUGCAAACUUUGUGAUGUUUUAAUUGAAUCCGUUGCAUUUGCUCAUAAGCAUAUCAAAGAGAAGAGGCACAAGAAAAACAUUAAGGAGAAGCAAGAGGAAGAGUUGCUCACCACGUUACCCCCGCCUACACCCUCCCAGAUAAAUGCAAUUGGUAUUGCCAUUGACAAAGUGGUACAGGAGUUUGGCUUACACAAUGAGAACUUGGAACAGAGACUAGAAAUUAAACGUAUCAUGGAAAGUGUGUUCCAACACAAGUUACCAGAUUGCUCUCUGAGAUUAUAUGGGUCAUCCUGUAGCAGAUUUGGUUUCAAAAAUUCGGAUAUAAACAUUGACAUUCAAUUUCCAGCCAUUAUGUCUCAGCCAGAUGUUCUCUUACUUGUCCAAGAAUGUUUAAAGAACAAUGACUCUUUUAUUGAUGUUGAUGCAGAUUUCCAUGCUCGAGUGCCAGUGGUGGUGUGCAGAGAAAAGCAGAGUGGUCUUCUUUGUAAAGUGAGUGCAGGAAAUGAAAAUGCUUGUCUGACAACAAAUCAUUUAACUGCCCUUGGAAAACUAGAAUCAAAGCUGGUUCCUCUGGUGAUUGCAUUUAGAUACUGGGCAAAGCUUUGCAGUAUAGAUCACCCUGAAGAAGGAGGUUUGCCACCUUAUGUGUUUGCUCUGAUGGCCGUUUUCUUUCUUCAACAGAGGAAAGAACCCCUUCUGCCUGUUUAUCUAGGAUCAUGGAUUGAAGGAUUCUCACUAAACAAAUUAGGAAACUUCAACCUUAAAGAAAUUGAGAAAGACUGUGUGGUCUGGGAAUACACUGAUAAUGUUGCAGGGGAUGUGGACUCAACAAAAGAGGAGGCACCAAAGGAAAUGGCCAUUAAAAGGGGACAGGUAUCAUUAAUAUUUGAUUCAAAACAGCCGCCUUCAGUACCAGUUGGGCAGCUCUGGGUGGAAUUGCUCCGAUUCUAUGCUCUAGAAUUUAAUUUGGCUGAUUUAGUGAUUAGUAUCCGUGUCAAAGAAUCGAUAUCUCGUGAAUCGAAGGAUUGGCCCAAAAAACGCAUUGCCAUUGAAGAUCCCUACUCUGUAAAAAGAAAUGUGGCAAGGACCCUAAAUAAUCAACCUGUGUUUGAAUAUAUACUUCAUUGUUUAAGGACAACAUAUAAAUAUUUUGCUCUUCCACACAAAGUUAUGAAAUCCAGCCUUCCAAAGCCUCUGAGUACUGUCAGCUGUACUUCUGAACGUUCUAAAGAAAUAGCAAAACAUGAUCCAGAGGUACAAGCGAAAGGUGAUAAACUCAAAAACUCAGUUUUGGCUCAAGGUUCUGGUGCUGCCAGUUCAACUGCAAACACCUGCAAGGCACAGCCACUUACUCUUAAAGAGACUGCUAAAAACUUUGAAAGCCCAUCAGCAGAGAAAAUGGAAAACUCACACAUCAGUGUCCACCUGGAAAACUCUGACUGUAUUAAGGCAAAAGUCAGUUCUAGUGCCCCUAAGGACAUUGAAGUACAUCAUCAAGAAACAGGAAGUAAAAAUAAGAAAGAAAAAAGUGGAAAGGAAGGCAAGCAUCCUUUGACUGCUGAUGAUCAAGCUUUAAGUAGUAGCAAGUGUGGCACGCUUGUUACCUGUGGCAGCCCAGGAAAUAAGGAGAAAGAUUCCAGUUUGGAUCUAGAAGGCUUCAGAAAUCCUAUAGCUAAAGAGUAUGAUGAAUUUCCUACUUCAUAUGCCAAGGCUGAUGUUGAUGAAGAAAGUAUAGAAGGUACCAGUGAACUCAGAGAUGCUGUAAGCCACUUUACCCCUUCAAGACAGAGCCAAAUAUCAGGAAUCCUUCACUCUGAUGAGGAAGAGGAGGAUGAGGAGGAGGAAGAAGAACCAAGGCUCUCCAUUUCCCGAAGGGAAGACGAGGAUGACAUUGCUAAUGGAGACGAAUUAGACAACACCUUCACUGGGUCAGGGGAUGAGGAUGCCCUGUCUGAAGAGGAUGUGGAAUUAGAUGGAUCUACUAAGUAUGAUGACUUGAAAGAAUGUGGAAAACACCAUGUAGAUGGAAAUCUUCUAAUGGAACUUAAUAAAAUCAGCCUUAAAGAAGAAAGUGUAUGUGAGGAAAAUUCAACUGUGGACCAGUCUGAUUUCUUCUAUGAAUUUAGUAAACUCACCUUCACCAAAGGCAAGUCUCCUACAGUAGUUUGCAGUUUAUGCAAACGAGAGGGUCAUCUAAAGAAGGACUGUCCUGAAGACUUCAAAAGAAUCCAGCUGGAACCUUUGCCUCCAUUAACUCCCAAAUUUUCAAAUAUCUUAGAUCAAGUUUGCAUUCAGUGUUACAAGGAUUUUUCUCCAACUGUUCUAGAAGAUCAGGCACGUGAACAUAUUCGACAAAACCUAGAAAAUUUCAUAAGGCAGGAGUUUCCAGGAACUAAAUUGAGCUUGUUUGGCUCCUCCAAAAAUGGAUUUGGGUUCAAACAGAGUGACCUUGAUGUCUGCAUGACAAUUAACGGACUUGAAACUGCUGAGGGGUUGGACUGUGUAAGAACUAUUGAAGAAUUGGCAAGAGUCCUCAAAAAGCACUCAGGACUGAGAAACAUCUUGCCUAUUACAACAGCAAAGGUGCCGAUCGUGAAGUUCUUCCAUUUGAGAAGCGGUCUGGAGGUGGACAUCAGUUUGUAUAACACAUUGGCCCUUCAUAACACAAGACUCUUAUCUGCUUAUUCAGCCAUUGAUCCCAGAGUGAAAUAUUUGUGCUAUACUAUGAAAGUAUUUACAAAGAUGUGCGAUAUUGGCGAUGCUUCUAGAGGCAGCUUAUCGUCAUACGCAUAUACGCUCAUGGUGCUAUAUUUUCUUCAGCAGAGGAAUCCACCAGUUAUUCCUGUCCUUCAAGAGAUAUACAAAGGUGAAAAGAAACCUGAAAUAUUUGUUGAUGGCUGGAAUAUUUAUUUUUUUGAUCAAAUAGAUGAACUGCCCAACUAUUGGCCAGAAUAUGGAAAAAAUACAGAAUCUGUUGGGCAGCUAUGGUUGGGACUUCUUCGUUUCUACACAGAAGAAUUUGAUUUUAAAGAACAUGUAAUUAGCAUCAGGAGAAAAAGUCUGCUUACAACUUUUAAGAAACAGUGGACAUCAAAAUACAUUGUUAUUGAAGAUCCAUUUGAUUUGAAUCAUAAUCUUGGAGCCGGAUUAUCAAGGAAAAUGACAAAUUUUAUCAUGAAAGCAUUUAUUAAUGGGAGAAGAGUAUUUGGAAUUCCAGUCAAAGGAUUUCCAAAGGACUACCCCUCAAAAAUGGAGUACUUUUUUGAUCCAGAUGUGCUAACUGAAGGAGAGCUGGCCCCAAAUGAUAGAUGUUGCCGCAUUUGUGGGAAAAUUGGACACUUCAUGAAGGACUGUCCUAUGAGGAGAAAAGUGAGGCGACGGCGAGAUCAGGAAGAUACCCUGAACCAAAGAUACCCUGAGAACAAAGACAAAAAAAGCAAAGAAGAUAAAGAAAUUCAAAACAAGUACACAGAGAGAGAGGUGUCAACAAAAGAAGAUAAACCCAUACAGUGCACACCUCAGAAAGCCAAGCCAGUGAGGGCAGCUGCUGAGCCAGGGAGAGAGAAAAUCCUCAGGCCACCAGUGGAGAAGUGGAAGAGACCGGAGGACAAAGACUUAAGAGAAAAACGUUGUUUUAUCUGUGGAAGAGAAGGGCACAUUAAAAAGGAAUGCCCUCAGUUUAAAGGCUCUUCAGGUCUGUCUAAAUCAGAUUGUGUAUUUGGAUCCCCUUCUUCACAUAACCCUUUGAGACCAGCUGGCACAUUUGUUCAGGCAGUGCUUUUACAUGAAGACCAAAAGAAACAAAAAACAUCUAUAUUUUUGAGUCCCCAGUCAGAGGUAGAAUGUCGCAAAGAGAAACAGAAAUCUUGGAAGAAUUGCCGCCCUCACCCGAAAGGGGAACAUGGUAUCCAUGAAAGGUGAAGACAGAGGAGAUUCUGUAAGAACAGGCAGGAGCAGCUCUUUCCUGGGAAGGUUUUGUAAUUGUUCUCAGUGGAAUGCAUGGACUUAAAAAUAAGAACAGUUCUACUGGGAAAACCCUCAAAAUGAAAUGGACUGAAAUGAGAAUGGGGUCUGUUCUGAGAGGAUUUGAUUGACAGUGGGAGUGGCCAUGAAACAUGGAUGAGGAGAUUGACAAGCUGCUCUGAAAGCUCCUUCAGCAAAUGAGAGUGGAUGGGAGACAGGCUCCACUGCAGUGUGUGGGGCUGUUUCCUGUAGAUCCUCUGAGAGUUUGAAGGUCACAUAGUUACCAGAUGUAAAGAAGGCAAAAGACUGUUGUCUUUACAAGCUUCAGCCUUGAAUAGGCAUUUCCAGAAAACUUUACUUAAGAAAAUACUGGUCCUUGCUUAGUUGAGAUUUGUUUUGUCAAAGAUAAGAUGUUUAUGAAUACCAGCUUUGCCGUCAGAUUGCACAGUGUGAUUUGUAGCUUUGUGAUCUUAUCCUCCAUUGCUUCAGUUUCCUCAUCUGUUAAAUGGGGUAAUAAUAAUACUUACUUUGUAGGACUGUUGCAAAAUCUAUGUUUUGCAUAGAACUUAGAACAGUACCUGCAUGCUGUGAGAGCCUCUACUGGUGGGCGCCGAUGGCAUUUGGUGUCCUGCAGGACAUCUGUCAGCAUUGCUUCUGCUAAAGAUUUUAUGCAUCUUGAAAAUAAAAUUUUAAUAUAACUUCUUAAGUGGGGGAAAAGUACAGAUGUUAGACAUAUACCUAGAAAUGGCAAUACCAAUUGACAGUAGGUUAGGAUUUCAGUAAAUUAUCUUCUGAGUGAAGAUUUACAUAUUUAUAAAUCUUUUGAAUAACCAUAACUUAAGCUUACUACAGAAAAAAAAAAGUUAUUGCAAUAAAUAAAGUUUGCUUUCUACCAGAAAAAAAAAAUUUAUAGGAGGUUAAAACUUAUCUUUUCUAAUAAACUCUUCAAGUUAUUGACAACUAUUAAUACUGUCAAAUUUAUCCAUGAAAAAUUUACACGAGUUAUGUAUGUUAUGUGAAAUGUCUCAACAUUAAGUAGGAUUAAGUUUCCAGGAAGCUGUUUCUUUUCACAGACUUUAUCUGUGAUGGGUGGGUGAUUUUCUAAGGAGAACCUGCUAGUGUGUACAGCCCCUGCUCUUCGGCAAUAGCUGAAAUGACCUUAGAAGAAAGAGGUGAGCUCCUCUGAGCUCCAGUCCCGAUUAUAAAAUUGGCAAUAGCACCAUCUGUCUUGUGCUGCUGAGGGUAAAGCAGCCACCCACAUCCGAUAAUCAGCCAAGUUCUCUUUCCUCUCCUGAUACUUCCUCCAUUCCACUAAGCUACAUACAGUUCUUGACUCUCAAAUGAGACAGCAGUAGAUGGAAAAUCCCACGAGUUUCCUUGCUCUUGUUUCCUCCCUCCCUCACAUACACACAGCUAACAGUGCCUUCGAUGUUCAGUAAGUUUUAUUGAUGAGAGGUGGACUCAUUUUGACAGAGUAAAGAAGAGUGGGAGAGGGAUCAAGAACAUGAGCUUUAAAGUCAGACUUACUCUGGUUUGACAUCCAACCCAGUCGUUUACUAGCUCCAUUACCUCUGUCCAGUUAGUGAGCCUCUCUGCCUCAGUUUCCUUGUCCAUAAAUUGGGCACUGUAAGGAUUAGUUUCAUAUAUGUAAAGCCCUUAACACCGUAUCUGGCACACAUCACUUGAUAAAAUUAUUACUCCUCUUAUUGCUGUAGUUAACAGAAAGUCUCCAACUAUGCUCUGACUGUCUAACUUCUAGGACAAAUAUAUAACAGAAAUUUCUAACACAAGAGUAUGUGGAGAUUGAAGAACCAUAGUCACAAACUGUUCAGUAUGAGAAUCUCAAACUAGCAUUUGUCUAUUUCUUAAUCCUCUAAUGUUUUUUGGAAAGAAAAUUACUUUUCAAAAGAAACUACCUCUGUGUCUUUGUUUAUUCCAUUUUAACCCAAGGGUUUGAAAUCUUAAAUAUUGGAGAUGCUCUAAGAGAGUGGUGAAUAUCUUUUCUCCUUUAUGGUAAUGUAUGCUUUUUUCCUUGACCAGGAUGUUAAAGCUUACUUAUUAAAAAACAAAAGCACAGUGGUCUUUAUGAUAGUAAAUUUAAAAUAAUAGAAGCACUUUUUGAAAACCAUAUGGGAAGAUCUUAUCAUCAGUGAAUAUAUAGAUUAUUGUUUUUCAUACCCUUCUUGAUAUUCCAGUAUAUGAACAUAAUUAUGUAUUUAACCAUUCUUUAUUAAUGGAACUAGUUCUUUUCAAAUAUUUGUUAUAUCAGUGUCUUCAAAACUUUUUUGCUUGCAUACUCGCUCCCAAAAUGUUGAACCACCCAUAUAUCUCCUUGUAUGUGUUUAAGUUGGCAUCUUAGUUUUUUGUCAUAGUUGCAAAACAUGUGAUUUCUGGAGGUUUUUUGGAAGAUAUUGGCAUUUUAAAAACAAAACUUUUAAAUCAGUCUUUUUAAAUGUAUCAAAUGAAAUAUAAAUAUUAUUGCAGACAUUUUACAUCUUUUUUUUUUCUCCUUGAAUUCUUUUGUUUCACUUCCAUGGAAUUUUAUCUUAAUAAGAUAUAUUUUUGUCAUAUAUAUUUCAAGCAUUUUAUUGACUGGCCACAAAAGUGUUCAUAAAAUUGAAUUUUUCAGCUUUUUGUUAAAUCUCAAAGUGUAAAAAUGUCUUCUAAAAUGUUUAUAGUUAUUAGAAGAAUAUAAUUGACCAAAACCAAUGUUACAAAUUUUGAUUAAAAAUUGCUUCCUAUGUUUACUUACUGAAAAUGACUUUCAUUUAAUUAGAUGAGACUUUUAUCCUAUGCAUUCAUUUAUCUUCAGAGUAGUACUACUUACUGCAUGAAUGAAACAGUGAAUCAUUUGUCUUCCUAAUCUUUUGUUUUAUACUAAAUAAACAUUGUGAAACCUCACUAGUCUUUAUAAUAGCAAAUUACAAGGAAUAGAAGUAAGUCUUGGAGUCGGGGAAGGGAAGAUAUACAACAGUGCCACUCAGUUGUUUUCAUUCCUUUUUAAUCAAAUCACCAAAAAAUCACAUAAAUCGUAUCAUCAGAACUUAUUCUGAUGGUUAUCAGCUAUCAGUUAAUUUUAUGAAAGCUAAAAAUUUGGGCUUUUAUUAGAUGUAUUCACAUGUUGCUACAGAUCCCAGCAUUUUGUGUGCUUCUCUGCCUCCCAAGACUUUUUCUUUUUCACUUAGGGUAAUGUGCCACAUUAAGAGGUGAAUGGUUAUAACACACGUGUCUCUCUCUCUCUCUCUUUCUGUCUUGUGAAAGGGUAAAGAGAAAGUGGUAUGAUUCCUGAGAACCACCCUAAAGCCUGGGCGACAAAGACAUUUCUCAAAAAGAACUCAGAUAAAAAUUGAAGCACUGUGGUCAACUCUCUCAAAACUCUACCCACUUGUCCUCUUAAGCUAUUCAGGAAUAGCUUAAUACCAUGUACCCAAGGUUGAAGACCACUGUCUAUAUAAAACACUGCAAUGUCAGUUUGCAUAUUUGUCUAGUUAUUUCCUCAGGAUAAAUUCCCACUUAGGAGAAUAAUAGGUUUAAAAGUAACCAUAUUUUGAGAGUGAUACCAAUAAUGCCACAUUGUGAUUGUGGACAGUUUCAGAGAAUCAGUCACAAUUUUCCCAUACCCUUGCUUCAUUUAGGAUAGUCUUUUUUUGCCAGUCUGCUUGAAGUUCUGUUCUUACCAUUGAAUGCUAACAAUUUUCCAUAUUUUCAUUUGUAUUUCUUCAUGUUACAUCUUGGUAUUUUUAAGUAUUCAUUUUUGUCUUUAGUUCUUUCUACUUAGAAAUUUAUUCAUGCUUUGUCAAAUAUGUUAUAGUAUCCAUCAUCAUCACCAGUUUAUUAUUCUUUCAACCUCAUUUAUGAUUUAUUUUGCCAUGGAUACAUUUGUUUCAGUAGUUUGUUCUAGCCAACUGUAUGGUAGUUUCAAGUCAUGCUUACACAUUUUUAAGAAUUUCAUGUUCUUCCCCCAGAUUACAUAAAAAUUCAUAUUUUAUUUAUAGUAGUUUUAUCUUUUUUUCUUGACCGAACUGUGCGGCAUGCAAGUUCUUAGUUCCCAACCAGGGGAUCAGACCCUGCAGCGGAAGCACAGAGUCCCAACCACUGAACCAGGGAAGUCCCAUAGUUUUAUCUUUUUGUGUGUGAAUUUUUUUACAUGAAGCUUCUUCAGGUAUGUUGAGAUUUUUAUAUACAUAGAUACACACACCCAUAUAUAUAUAUGUAUGUAUGUAUACAGGGGACUACAUGUUUAAGUGAUAAGUAAUAAAACUAAGUAUUAUUCUUAGAACGGUUUCUCAACAUUUGGGCAAAAAAUUUUUUAAAGAUCUAAAUAAUAUAACAACUACUCAUCUACUAGAGAAUUGGCCUUAUUUUUUCAUAUUUUCUUUUCAGUCAUUUAUUAUUAAUAAGAAUUCAGGUACCCAUUCUUUUUUAAACUCUUAAUAUGUAUCCUUUAACAUGUAUAUACUUUAGUAUACAUGUCCUUGGUGAAUUUUUAAAUUUAAAUGACUCACACUGUAUAAUAUGAAUGUUUUACAACUUGCCUUUUAUAUCUAACAAUGAUUUUGAAAUUUAUAUAUGUUGUAUAUGGAUUUAGUCUCUCUUUACAGCAUUGCAUCGUAUGAAUACAGAAUAUUUUAUGUAAACAUCACCUAGUACAUGAGCAUUUAGAUUAUGUCUGGUGUUUUGCUGUUAUAAGCAGUGUUGUGGUGAACACUCUUGUGUGAGUCUUCUUGAGCAUAUUUGAGAGAUUCUAUAGGAUUUGAGUACCUGGAAAUCAAUUUGUUGUGUUGUAGAGCAUUUUCAUAUGUGCAUAUGUGCCUUUUCAACUUAAAUACUGUCAGAUACCCCCUAAUUGGCUGAAACAGUUGCCACUUAUAUCAACAGUGUUUAUUCAUACAAAUAUGAUGAAUGAAAAAAUACUGUGGUGUUCUAAUGGAUUUUUUUUUUUUUUUACCUCUGGUGAUGCUAAGCACCUUUUUAUAUGCUUACUGGCUAUGAAUACCAUGUAUUUAUUAUUACAUACAUUCUAAAUGUUUUCCUCCAGUAUAUCUUGUCUUGCACCACUUCAGUUUUUUAAUUUUGAGAUAAUUAGAUGAUUGGUUUUCCCUUUUCAUGGAUAUGUGAUUCAUGACUUUAGGUUUGUCUUUCAGAAAUUUUUCCCUCACCUGAAGUUGUAAAGAUAUCCAUCUAUAUUUUUUUUCUAAUAGCUUUAAAACUUUAUUUUUCUUAUUUAGAUCUUUAUUCUAUCUGGUUGUAUGUAGAAUAUGAGGUACUGAUAUAAAUUUUUGUCCCUUAAGUGAAAAGCCUUUCCUCAGUACUUCAUGAAGUUUAGAAUGUCAAAGACGGGUAUUUUUGACCAAUAGACACUCUGUGGUAUGAAUAUAGUAUUUAUACUCAUAGAGUGCUUCGAUUCUUCCUGCCAUAUCACUGAUUUUUCACUGUGAGUUGACUCUCAGGAUAUCUUGCUUUGGAAAGUUUGCUUUUGAGGGGGCAUAAGUUUGUUUGCAUACUUAAUAAGUUGACUUUGGACAUUUUAGAAAGUAUAGUUUAGACAAAUUGAAAGUAAAAGCCAUUUAUACUUGUCCAAUUUUAAAGCAUUAACUGUUAUUUCAGUUUUGGAGAUAAAAUCUUCUCAUCUUUUUACAUCAAUGUAAUGAUAAUAGUUAGCAUUGAUUGAGCACUUUCUGUGUGACAGGUACUGUUCAGUUGUUUUACCUAUAUUAAUUUAUUUAAUCUUCACAGUAACUCCAAGGGGAUAGGUAUUAUUGUCUUCAUUUUACAGAUAAGCAAAAUGAGGCAAUACAUAUCUGGUUAGUGGUGUUUUUCAAAUGCGUUUUUUUAUUAAUUUUUAGUUUUAAUGAAAAUAUUCAUGAGGAUUUAUAACCUUCAUUUUUCAUGUUAUUAAUUAUCCUUAUCUGCAUACCUAAUAUGUUAUUGUGUUUAUAAUUAGGCAUAUCACAAGUUCUGGACAUUUGCAUUAUUUGCAUACUUUACAAGGUUUCUAUGGUUUAUAUGAAUAUUCCUUUAGCAAAAUUUCUGCACACCUACCUGUCCUUCUGCUCUUCCUUCAGCAGUUAGUGGUUAAGAAUUGAUACCUUGUUUUACAUUGCAUUUCUUUGAUUAAUUUUUAUCUACUUACAUACUUUUUUCUUUCAUAUGUUGCUUUUUCUUUCACCAGCUAUUAGUGUUUGUCUUUUUUCUACGGAUUUGUAAUUUCUUUAGUGCUAAGAAUAGAAAGCCCUUUUAAUAAGUAAAGCAUAAUAUGGUAUACUUAGGAAACUCUUUCCCCACUCCAAAAUAUUCACUACUUCUUAUACUUGGACUCUCUCAUAUUUAAUUCUAUAAUUCAUUUGAAAUUAGGUAAGGAGGAAAGGUAUGAUGUGAGAAAGGAAACUUACCUAUCCCUUUCCUUCCAAAAUUACUUGUUUGACACAAUACCAGUUAUUGAACAAUCUAUACUUUCCACCAUUGGUUUGAAAUGUGUAUAAUCAAUGUGUGUAUAUCCUUUGUUAGAUACUACUUUCUUGUAAGUGAUCACUUAAGAAUAUGUCAAUUUUCUUGUUUCAUUGAACUGCUUGUUUUGACUCCAGAACAAAAUUUAUUAACUGUUCUGUGGUGUGCAUGUAAUUAGCAGUCCUCAUUUCUGUCCUUCAGCUGUAAAUACAAUAAAUUUCCUUUUUUUUCUUCUAAAUCAGUAAGUUAUGGCUACCAUGUCACCACUCACAGCUUCAUGUCUGCAGAGUAAUGACACGAGAUAUUUAUUUCUGACCAAAGAAUUCCUUGGAGUUUAUUCUGUUUGGUUGCAGAUGCAAAGCAGAGCUUUAAAAAGUUCUCCUGGUCUCUGUACCAGUAUGAGGUGAGCGUGCAUGUCACAACGUGACGUCACUCUAGCAGCUCAUCUGCAUUUAGAAAGAAUAUGACGGGGCUUUUGUUAUACCUUUUUAUAUCUAGCCAGAUGACUUGAUUCAAACAAGUGACGAGUAUGAAGUUUCUGUAAAUAGUAACCGUAAGAAGUAGUUGUAGAGCGUUUACGAUGAAGUGAGGCCUGUUUCAUUUAUGUUGGGUUUUGUUUUUUCCCCUCCUCUAGGUAGCCUUUCCAGUAAAUAUAUGACUCAGGGAAAAGCCUCAGCGAAGAGGACCCAGCAGGAAUCAUGAGGGAAGGAAAAUGCCGCAUUCUAAAUGGCCACUCAGGCGUUCCUAUUCACUUUGAAAAUUAGGUUCAUUUUACAGGACACAGCAGCAUAGAUCAGGCUUCAACUUAACAUUUAAGGGAAAUGUCAGAUUUUUUUUAACUUAAUGAAAUUGUUAAUGAGGAAAAAAAUGUUUAAUACAGUCUUACCUACUACAGAUCCCUAUAGAUUUAAGGAUUUCAAUAGAAAGCCAUGAUGUAUGUAUUUAAGACAGGUUUUAAAAAAAAAAAAAUGUAACUAUGGGCCAGUAUUCAUUGAAUACAAUUUCAAGCUUUUUAAUUAUUUCAAAGCACACUAAAAAUAGUGGGCUGAUAAAAUCCUUUUUUUCCUUUAUAAAUCCUUUUUGUUUGUUUUGAAGAGGGGAAAUUAUAUUUAUUGUUGUCAACUGAAUCCUUGUGUGAAAGCGUGUCAAACGUGUGAACUGCUACUGCUGUAUUUACGAUUUACAAACCUUAUUUUAUUGAUAUUUGUAGAAUUGCUAACAUGAAUAUGAAUUACCACCUAUUAUGUGAGCCUCCUACGGAGGAGCAGUGCCACUGAAGGGCUUUUAGUUUUUUUCCCUCUCUAAUUUUAAAUUGACAUAUAACUACUAUGAUCAUAAAAAUGAAGUAAGGAAAACAAGAGUCCUGUUUGCUGCUAAAAACAUUUGCAAAGGAAAAAUGACAAAAUAAAAGUAAUUUUUACUUUUUAUGAUACUCCGAAAUCAGGGUGGAUGACUUUUAAAAUCCCUGAUGAUUAAAGAGGCUGUCUCUGCCAAUCACAAGUUUGAUUGGUAUCAUUUUGAUCUGACUGGAGCCUUCAUAGAACUGUUUCUCUAAUUCACGAGCCCUUCAGAAGUGGUCAGAACCAUGCCUCGGAUUAUCAUUUUGAAAUAAAAUCAAGAUUUCAACCUGU
Odocoileus virginianus texanus is the source of this 12945-nucleotide messenger RNA. The record is from RefSeq and is a predicted model, not a curated record. NCBI's taxonomy places the organism in Eukaryota, Metazoa, Chordata, Mammalia, Artiodactyla, Cervidae.